AUGGCCCCCAAGGUGGCAGCAAAAGAUAAAGAGACUCCUCCUCCCCCCAAGCAAAAAGGUGCACCUGCUGUUGGAGCGGCUAGACGUAACCCUUUCAAGCGUAUUCCUCCAAAGGUUGGAUGGAUGUUUCUGGGGACCUUUGCACUCCUCUGCUUUUGCGUCUUGAUCACAAUGGCCGUUCUCUAUGUUAAGAUGGCUGCAGAAAAGAAGAGCCCACUCGAUGAGCCAAUGAAAAAACUGAAGAGCACAAUGGCAACGGGGCUAAGAAAUAAUAAGCUCAAUCAUGAAAGUCCCAUGAAGAUAGCUGAAGAAGUAGUCAAGCUGCCAGCCCACAUAGCAGAUGCUGAAAAGGUCUACAACGAGCGGAGACUAAAGUACCAAAACCUCUUCAGGAAAGGUGCAAGGUCAGUUAAUGGCUGGAAGCUUUUUGGGAGGAGCCUCUACUACAUUUCAAAAGGAAAAAAGACCUGGUACGAUGCUGAGAACUUCUGCAUGUCCAGAGAUGCCCACUUGGCCUCCAUUCUAACUGAUGAAGAACAGAUCUACAUCACUUCUCAGCUCAGCAGUCCUGCCUGGAUUGGUCUUUCAGAUGAAAAUGAAGAAGGCAACUGGGAAUGGACCGAUGGCUCCAGAUUUAUAACACAGUACUGGUCUGGUGGUAAUCCAAGCCGCUGGGAGAACUACGGAGACAUGGAGCAAGACUGCACCACCAUCAUUCCUUCGCCUAGUGAAAAAAACUGGAAUGAUGGUGACUGCCAUGAACUUCACAGAUGGGUUUGUAAGGAGAGUCUAGACGUUGAAGAACCAUAA
Messenger RNA from Rhineura floridana, 810 nucleotides. RefSeq names its product CD209 antigen-like protein C. The record is from RefSeq and is a predicted model, not a curated record. Bases 1 to 810 code for a protein of 269 amino acids. The transcript has 6 exons. NCBI's taxonomy places the organism in Eukaryota, Metazoa, Chordata, Lepidosauria, Squamata, Rhineuridae.